GGCAAGCGUCCUACGGCAAAACAAAACAAAAACUUCACUGCGCGUCUACUCCAGAACACAAAAACAGUUACUAAAAAUAUGAUAAGAUUAAAAGUUCCUCUGAUUCCCAAUGAAAAUAUUCUCAACAACUUAUUUGACAAAAAUAUAUUUACAGUAAAUGACUUUCUUCAAAAGCAAAGUUCUGAUUUACAAAACAUAUGCAAGUUACAAUGCAAGGAAAUAACGAAACUCAAAGACAUUUUAACAAUAAAAUGUUCAUCAUCUAUUAAUGGCUAUGAACUAUAUUUGAAUAGAUCUAUUCCUAAUUUUGUUCAAACUGGGAUUCAUAAGUUGGAUAACUUACUAGGUGGAGGAUUAAUGUCAAGCAAUAUUUAUGAAUUUUGCGGUCCUUCAUCUUGUGGGAAAACACAACUAAAUUAUAGUAUUCUAUUAAAUAUUAUAAUGAAUACUAAAAGAGAUAUCAUUUAUAUUGAUUCUAGAAAAAAAUUUUCAGUCAAUAGAAUAAAACAAAUAUUGAAAAAUAAAUAUCAUUUAACAAACCAGGAUAUUUAUGGCAUUUUGAAAAAACUGUUUGUGUAUUCAGUUUCAGAUAUUUAUUGUUGUAUUACUUGUUUACAUAGUCUCAAAAACAAGACAGAACCUAUUAUAUUUAUCGACUCUUUACCUGCAAUAUAUUUAUCAUUUGUAGGCUUUUUAAAAAAUGAUGGUUUAUGUUAUUUAAACCAUAUAUGUUCUGUUCUUAAGUAUUUAUGUAAAAGAAAUGCAAUUAUUGUUGUCACAAAUUUAGCAGUGAAAAAUUGUAGUCCUAUAACAAAUAAUGUAAAUGAAGAAGUUCAUUAUAAUCAAUGUACAAACCAAUUGGAUUUUAAGCCUGCGAUAGGUAAAUAUUGGUUUCAUGUACCCAAUACAAGACUUAUGUUUACCACAAUAUUGAAGAACAAACAGCAAAUAUGUAUUCAUAUUUCUAAAAGUGCAUACUUAUCUCUUAAUGAAAAUUGUAUCUUGCAAAUCGAUGACUGUGGAGUUUCAUAGUCAUAAAUAAAUAUACAAUAUGUGCAAACAA
Messenger RNA from Sipha flava (yellow sugarcane aphid), 1063 nucleotides. RefSeq names its product DNA repair protein RAD51 homolog 4 (gene Rad51D). Gene Ontology annotation, cellular component: replication fork; centrosome; Rad51B-Rad51C-Rad51D-XRCC2 complex. Bases 79 to 1032 code for a protein of 317 amino acids. Gene Ontology annotation, molecular function: four-way junction DNA binding; ATP binding; ATP-dependent DNA damage sensor activity. Gene Ontology annotation, biological process: telomere maintenance; reciprocal meiotic recombination; double-strand break repair via homologous recombination. The record is from RefSeq and is a predicted model, not a curated record. The transcript has 6 exons. NCBI's taxonomy places the organism in Eukaryota, Metazoa, Arthropoda, Insecta, Hemiptera, Aphididae.